AUGGCAGAGGCUGCAAAGACUGUUUUGGACUUUGAUGUUAAAAUGACCAAAUUCGGUGCCUCUCAGAAUGGUUGGCUUCAGUGUACCCAUUUGAACGUUGCCGCAGAGAGGAAUGGUGCAACUUGUACGCCAAGGUCUAACCCAGAAUGUGGCGGAGUUAUUGAUGGAAGAACUGAUACUGGAAGUACCGAGCGAUUCAUUAAGAUCACAUUUGCUCGUGAUUUUCUCGUUAACAAGUUGGUGAUACAACUGGGCAGCCCGAAUCCACAGAUCAGUGAUAUAUGUUUGAACUUCUCAGAUUCCUCAUUAGAAUCAAUAACCUUAACACCCAACGCAGUUAAGGAAGAGAUUACCUUUACACCGCGUGUUGUAAAAUGGGUUCAGAUAUUCUCUACUACAGCUGGUGGAUUCAGAGAAAUAGAGGUGUACCACGAUCACUGCAUUAGAGAUAGACAAUGUGACCUCAUCAACCUUCUCCCUUCUAAUGACAGCGGUCCCAUCGCCCUUGUUGACGACACUGUUAUGUUCAGCAUCCAAAUGGACAUACCAGAACCUGUAAAUGUUCGCUUCACCACCAAAUCCCACUCAGACGAUGGAUACAUUUUCAAGAUUAGUACUAUCUAUGUUAAAUUAUUUCGUGUAGUUUCUGAUGCAGAGACAUUAUUACAGCAGAGGAACUUUAGCGAUGUCAUGGGUGUAGGCUGGCGCACACUCUGGGUAAAUUACCGCUGCACGAGUGUCAUUCUUGGCUCAGGAAAUGAUGUAAUUUUGAAAUUCGACGACAUGGUCAAUCACCAAAUCAUUCAUUUCAUCAAGUUUGAAAAGCCACUGAAUAGAAAGACCAUUCUGCUGUGUAAUAGAAGAGACAAGUGUCAUAAUGAUGCUAGUUACUACUGGCCAUUAGACAAAGCAAUCGGCGAAGUCUUACACGACGUACAAGGUAGAAGUGAUGGUAAAGUAAAAACAACUCUGAUAAAAAGCGAUGUUUGGGUCAGCGGUCCAAGAUGGCACUCUGUGAGUUCAGCUGCAUUAAAUCUAUUUAAAUCUGGACCCAUUGCCUUGAUACAGAACCUUUCAUCAACGUGCCUUGGUGAUAUUCAACAGUGCUAUGACGGUCUCACUGUAGCAUUUUGGUUCCAACUAACUGAGAAUAUUGCUGACUCUCAGUGGCUGUUAUACUCCGCUAAAGACUUUACAGACAUUUCCAUAACAGUACAGUCGAAUAACAUAACGGGUGCCUUUUUCAUCUCUGGAAACACGUGGUCGGCCACUUUUGACGUCACACUCCAUCAGUGGCAUCACGUGGCUUUCACGUGGGCAAAGAGCAAUGGCUUCAUAGCUAUUGUGAACUUUGUACAUGUGAAACAGGGUGGUGUAGAUUCUUCUUUGACAUCUAGUAGUGGUGACAAUCCUUUAACCAUUGGUCGAGGACUAACGAAAUCUUCCCUUUAUAUGAGCCACGUUGUUGUAUACGAAAGGUUUCUCAGUUCGUCGCAGAUUCAAAGGAUCGGAAAAUGCACUAAUCUUGUCUCAGACACAGAUCCUGAGUCGUAUGGUGUCAUUACAGGAAUUGUCCCUGAUGACCAGUUCAUUGCUUCAUCCAGCCUCAACCAACAAUCAGGUCCUCACCAAGGAAGGGCUCGUGUCAGCCAACCAGGCUUGUUCUCGGGAUCAUGGAUCCCAAAUGUUCAGUCAAAGUCUCAAUAUCUUCAAGUCGAUCUUCUUCAAGUCAGGAACAUCAGUGCUAUCAUGACUCAAGGAAGGAACGAGUGGGAGUGUAACUGUGGCGAGUGGGUGACAUUGUACACACUCUCUUACAGUCUCUGUGGCAGCAUUUGGUCGGACUACAUAGCCAAUGGCAGCAUUAAGUAUUUUGUCGGAAAUCACGAUGGGGAAACUAUAGUGUCCAACUUCCUGUGUCCUGACCUAACGGCCCGAGUGUUACGUUUCCAUCCUUUCUCUUGGCAUAAUGCCAUCGCCAUGAGGAUUGACGUAGUAGCCAGUAAGAAUGCCGUAAAUUACUUGGGUUGCUUUUCCUCGCCAAGUGACAUGGUCUUAUCAAACGACACCGUCGUAUCCAAACUGACUCCAGAGCGUUGUGUCACUGCGUGUGGUAAGGCAGGUAAACGAUACGCAGGUAUCACACAGGGAACUCAGUGUCACUGCUCUAACGAUUCGCCUGAUGUCGAUAAGGUGACAGACGAUGCUGCAUGUUAUUACCCAUGUGAAGGAGACAAAGCACUCAAAUGUGGGAGCAACUUAUACUUCAGCGUUUACUACGCCCCUGGACAAUAUGAUUUCCCUUUAGCUUUGUCUGUUACAAGCGCCUCUGAGGCUUUUGAGAGAGUGAAGAUUACGGUGACACCAAAUUAUGGUUCUCUAGUGAUGCUAAACUUUGGCGAUGGAACAGUGAUAUAUACCAAGAAUUCAAGUAUCGAAUAUGUAUACACCACUCUGGGAUUACACGAGGUUUAUGCAGAAACAACGAUUGGUUAUUACGGGCAGUGUCAAAAAAUCUACGACGUGAAAACCAUUAAUGUAUCCCUUCCGGUCACUGGAGUAAAGGUACAGUGUCCAAGCGUAGUGGAGGCGUGGUCGAGUUUUGAGUGCAGUCUGAAAGUUGGAACUGGAUCAAAUAUGGACAUGCAAUUUACAACUCCGCUCGGCGAGGUCGUCAAUGGUUCAAUGGAAGACUCGACUCCACAAAUGGUCGGAUAUAAAACACCACUCCCAUCAAGUGAACCCAAAUUCAAUUUAUCUGAUGCCAACAAAACCAUCAUUUUACCAAAUUAUUACUUUGGUAAAACUGGAAGACUGGUGGCAAUGAAAUCCAAUACCACUCGUGCUGGAUACAUCGAGUUGCAGGUUCUCCGUCCUCUUUGCAUUCUACCCGCGGAGAACAAAUAUUGUUUUCAAAAUGGGAGCUGUACAACCAAACUUCCUGAGUGCUCUCUUAGUAACCUUGGCUACCAAUGUUCAUCAGCAGCCAACGUUUUCUGUGGUCAAAGUAUCGAUUGUCAGAUGGGUCUGCUUACCUGCCCAGCAAACCAAACCUCGAAUUCAACCUUAAGUACAUAUUACGAAGUAAUUUAUACUUCGACGCUUUACUUACCUGAAGGGUUUCACAUUACGAUUGUCAACCAACCGGGUUUCAUGGUGCGUACAGCAGAUAUUGUGUCUAUUGGCGCAAUUCAAAACAUCGCUGCAGGGAUAAUCUCGACGGAAUCAGCAGGAAAUGCUUUUAUUUUUUACCAACAUCACUUUUCAGUUGGAGAGGUAGUGUUAGGGAGAAACAACGCAGCCUUUACUGAGAUACAUCACACGUUCCAUCUUGUGGUCGUUUAUCUUCCCCCAUCAGAAAUGGUGGUUUCUUUAGGAAACUAUCCAGUAGGUCAUUGGAAACAACAAGGAUCUGUCGCAUGGAGGAGCAUUGAACUUAACAUCACGGCCUGUGUUAGCAUGAAAAAUAUUACUUGGGAGGUACCUGAUUUCGUUCCAAAGAAUAAAACCUUUAAUAUCGUUGUACCUCCGCAUCCCGGACACAACGUCACGUUUGGCAUUCAAAUUAUGGAGGAAAAUUCGUCAAACGUUCUGUACAAAAAAGAAGAGAAAGAGUUCUUUUAUUCUUGGACGAACGUCUCAAAAUCUCUUCCAUUAAGAAUAGACAGGGAGAGUCAGACCACCUUACUUUUGACAGCUUCCAAUCUCCUUUCAUCAGCGAUGCGCAAGUGUCAAGUCGAAAUUAUGAUUCCCGUAGAAGAGGUUUACCUCUUUAACAUCACUUUAACUUCGCUUGGCAAUGAAACGGAAAUCAGUUGGGUCGUAGAGAGAGGAACAAAUAUUAGUUACCUGGUUUCAUUUGGUGACGGAAAUUACAUUGAAGGUUCGUUUAGAGAGCUAGGAAUUUUAGUCGGCUCGUACCUACACAAAUACUCAAGAGAGGGAAACUUUACUGUGAAUGUGACAGCUUACAAUUUUGUGUCGACUGAAACUGUCACUGGUGUAGCAGUCGUCAUUGCUCCCAUAGUAAAUGUUACCUGUAGAGUUAUCCACGCUGCUCGUGAUAUCGAAGUGAAUGAAACUAUUCAAAUUAAUGCCACGUUUCCUCAAGGAAGUAACUCUAUGGCGCUGGUGGAUUUCGCAGAUAGUUCAACAACCACUGGUGUACCAACUCAGACACUCAUUUGCAGUGACACUUGUCGGCCAAUGUACUCCUUGGUAGUGUCACACAAUUACUCCACAUAUGGUAGUUACACUGCAAACCUGACAUUCAUUAACUCUGUCAAUAAAAGAACCUGCUUACCAAACAUCUUUGUCCAUAAGCCUGUGUAUCCUUUGACAGGCUUUAACAUAACAUGCCCUCUUGCCAACCUGUCCACGCCAACUUUCUGCAUGUUGGAUGUGACGGGCGGAAACGAUUUUUGGUGCGACUGGGACUUUGGCGCCAAUAGCCAAAAAGGUAAAAGCCAUUACUGGAAUCUGACACUACCAGUUGCAAAUAACUACUCGGACGUUGGAAAUUUUACCAUCAGGACUAAUUGUAGCAACCGUUUGUAUAACACAACUGUGAUAGGAAAUGCUAUUGUACAGGAACCAAUCACAGGCUUUGUUGUAACGUGCCCAGAGGCACAAUCCGUUGAUGAAGCUUUAAACUUGGACGUGCAAGUCGCAACUGGAACAGGAAUGAAUUUUGAGAUCAGUUUGAAACAUGUUUAUGCUGAUAACCUCACGUUACGACUGACCAACUUUACUGAUCAUAAGUCACCAACGUUUUCUAUAAGCCCACAGAAAUUUCCAGUUGUUGGAAUUUACCUUUUGACGGUGAAAGUCGCUAAUCUGGUAACACCACAACAGAUUUACACCCGUGAGAUAAAGGUCGAUAAAGUGAUCGCCAACCUUCGUCUGCUUAAUAACGAUACUUUCAUUCCUGUAAACAAAACUAUUAAAUGUGAGAUAUCGAUAGAUGCCGGGACUAACAUAACUUUGGACUGGGACUUUGAAGAUGGACGGAGAUCCGUAUCACUGUUUACCGGAGACUCUUUAAGGUUACUUGGUGACUUUUUGGAACAUUUAUAUACAGACCAUGGAGCUUACCUUCUAAACGUCACAGCCUCAAACCCCGUCAGUAAAGUGACAGUUACCAAAUAUCUUUACGUGCAGUAUAUUGUAAAAGACAUUGAAAUCACAUCAGACAGUCCACAGGAAAUUCCACCGGGCACUGUAACGUUCACGGUGUCUGUAAAACCGGACACUCACCCACCUACAAAUGCUACGAUAGACAUGGACUUUGGUGACAGUACGAACAGGAUGAACAUACCUCUCGGAGAGGCGCAAAGCAUCAACAUCACCAACAACUACAUAACCCCUGGGAUGAUACGAGUAAAUAUGACCAUGAGAAAUGAUGUUAGCUCCGUCAAUCUAACGCAUGUGGUGGACGUUCAGCGGAGUAUUAAAGACCUGCAGAUUUUGGCUUACCACACUGAUGGAGACGCCGGAUAUGGUGCCCCGGGAAGAGGACCAAACAAGGCGGACUUUCCAAUGGAAUACGACGUUCUGCUUGUUGCCAACAUUUCAGACGGAACAGCAGUAACUUACCGAUGGGAUUUUGGAGAUGGAACUUCGGUUGAAACGAAGAAAAUAAAUGUAUUACACCGUUACCUCAGCCCAGAGGGAUUUGCAGUCACUGUAGAGGCAAAGAACUCUAUUAGUGAUGCAAGUGUCAGUCGCACGAUAAGAAUAAUGAAGAGUAUAUUUAAUGUUUCGUUUGAAAACGACAGCCCAACAGUGCAUGAGUUCAACACCACGUUGUUUAUUACGAUCGGACAGCGAGGUACUGAUUCCUGUUUCCUGGUAGACUUGGGUAACAGCACAAGAAUUCUUUACAAAGGAUUCAGUGAUGUGAGUUGUGAUGACCAGCUGAAGAAAACAAACGAUGUUAGAGUUCUACCAUCCCUUAACUUUAAUAUCACUUUUGAGUACUGGCAGAAAAUAAAUUACGCUGUGAAUCUAACAGCUCUCAAUUCCGUGUCUAGAGUUACUAUUCACGGCUGGGUGGUUAUCUUGCACCUUCCUUGUGACUUCCCCGUUGUACGAAUACCCGAUGCUGGACGAUCAUUUGGCACUCGCCGAAAGUAUUUCAGAGCAGAUUACGUAACAAUCAAAUCCCGCUGCACUAUUAACUGUUUGGCAUCAAGAGAGACAUCAUUUCAUUGGGAACUCACACGGAUUUCGUCUGGAGCUGACAAUGGCACCAUUCUUCGGACAGAUAGUUUUGACAAGAAUCAAUCCGUGUUAAUUGUACCGCAGCGAUCAUUGCCGUACGGAACUUUCAUGGUCCGACUCAAUGUGAGUAUGGUUGGGCUGCCUCUUGUUCACAGACACAAGAACGCGUACAUCGAGAUAAUGCCGUCGCCGUUACUCGCAAAAAUCAUAAGUGGAAAUGCCUGGAGUCAGUCGGUGUACAAAAAAAUAGUCCUUGAUGCUUCACAUUCACAUGAUCCUGAUUAUGGAUCAGAAGACAAACGUGGUCUUGAGUACUUUUGGUACUGCAAGACGACAGCUGAAAAUUACGAAUUUCCCUCUGUUCCGAGUAAAAAUUUCACAAAUAGUAAUGGCACUGAUUCGAGUGGAUGCUUUAGAAAUGGAACCAGACUUCUGCCAGUUAGCACAGACAUUCUAGAGAUCCAACCGAAUUUACUAUGGGUAAACACGACGUAUGUAUUUAAAUUCUUCGUAACAAAAGACUCCCGAAUGGCCAUGUUUUUUGUUCGUGUCUCCCUGACAUAUGAAGACCCGCCUACGAUGAGCAUAAGGAAACCUUACGAUGAAUUUCCAGGAAAAGAGAAUCCGUCUGCCAAACUGUCUUUGGAGGGAGUAUGCAAAGGCUGUAACCAACAGGAUAUCAACAGCUUAACGAUUUCAUGGAGUUUGUGGGUCACUGGUGAAGGUUACGGGGAUGGAAAUGCACACAGUGCGAUAGAAAUGGCUAACCAUACAGUAACAGACUGGACUAGAGUAGCAAAUCUCUUGGCUAUGACGAGAGCAGGCAUCGCUUCUGAGUUCCUUAUCUUAAGGGCGAACAGUCUGGAAAGUGGAGUUUCAUAUACUGCCAGAGUCGAAGGCCGAUUUGGUGAAGGUGCCACUGGUUUUGCUGAGUAUGUCUUUGUUACAGCCUCCCCUCCCACCGGUGGGGAGUGUCACGCGAUUAAAGGAGAUGGCAGUGGUCAUGAAGUACUUAUCACUCUGAGUUGUAACGGCUGGACUAGCUCCUCGGGCUCGACUAAGUUAAUGUAUGACUACUUCUACAAAACCUCGCCAGAUGGUGCAGAAUAUUUGUUUCAAUACACAAGGGACGGAACUAUUGGGAACAUUCGGUUGCCACUUGGAUUGAGGGAGUAUAACUACACGCUGUAUCUAAAGGCUAUCAUCUCAGACGAGCUUGGGAGUAAAUCAGAGGACAAGUUUGAGUAUCAGAGUUUUCCAAGUGAAGAAGACGACUCUGUUCUUAUCGAAAAACUGUUGGAAGAGAUGACCAUUAACAGUACAUUGCGAACUCUUGAGAUGGAAAGUUAUUCACAGUUUACUAAUCAAUAUAUUGUGGAGGUGGCAUCGCAGUUAAAUGCCAUGUCAGAACGCGCAGCCAACCUCACAGGAUUUAAAGAAGCAUCACGAAACAUCCGCACACGAAUGAGUCGGGUUUUAUCAGAAAUUACUAUGGAUGACAUAAAGACAGUCCGAGAGACUGCCAAUGCCGUCUCUAAGCUUGCAACUAUACCUGAUGAGUGUGAGGUUGAGGCUCAGUUGAACCUGAACAAGACACUCAGCAAUAUGGUGAGCUUAAUCAUACAACAGUCCGCAAUAACAGAUUCUACUGAACUCUGGGGAACGCUAAACACUGUGUCCGAGGCGUUAGGUAACAUGUUGGGGGUCGUAUCUCAUUUGAUGGAUGGAGAAUACUUUGCUGGAAAUAGGACAAACGCGUCAAUGACACAGGAAAAUUUUGAUGUAUUGGGUAAAAUUCUGAUGGAAAACGUCAUAGAAUACGUCAGACUCCUAUCUGACUCGUAUCUUGGUCACACACUACCAAAAGAGGAACCCAUACAAGUGCGCUCUCCUUCGCUGUAUUUCACCCUUAACCGCGACUUUCCUGCGGGAUUCUCGGGACGUACUCUUCACUGUGGAGUAGGAGGUGUUGAUUUGCCUGACGACUUUGGAGAGCUGGGCAUAUUGAAGGACGGAAACGAGACCGCUCUUAUCGUUAUCGACGCAUUGGUCACCUCAACACCUUUCGUACCUUUUGUUUGGUCCCCAAGUGCUAGUCUUGUCAACAGUCAUGUGCUUUCAAUAGAAAUACGCAACCACAGCACUCAAGAGGAACUGAAAAUCGAAAACCUUACGCAACCAGUGGACUUGUGGAUAAGAAAAGGGAGCGAGUCCCUUAAAACUUCUCAAGGGAAGGUGGAAUACACCAAAAUCCUCAGGCAUAGGUUUGAAGUAAAGAACAACCGAAGCUCUAUUACCAUUGAGGUGCACCUUCUUGGGGAGUUUACGGAGCAACCUUCUCUGGUCGUUUAUCUGCGAAAAGGAGAGGAACCAACAAUGGACGGCCAUGAGAAGGAUAAAAUACGGGUUGUUCCUCAACUCAACUCUAGUGUCAACGCAAGUAAUGAAGGGGCCUGGGAUCCAAAGCUACUGUUCUUUAGCAACACAGAAUUCAACGGGACAGCAGCAGGGGAAUAUUUUGUGAUCGUCGAGUACAACGGAACUGUCAACGGUGCUAGAGUCGCUGAGGAAGAUAGGACGGUGGAAUAUUUGUUUUCUUCAUACACAUCCGAGUGCUUGUACUGGAACGAACUGAAUCAAACUUGGGUUGGAGACGGUUGUGUGGUUGGACCGUUGUCCAAUUCAACACACACACAAUGUCUGUGCACCCAUAUGUCGUCGUUUGCGAGCAGUUUCUUUGUUCCCCCGAACAAGAUUGACUGGAGAAAGGUGAACCUGAAAGAGCUUCUCAAAAAUCCUACCGUCACUAUCAUCGUUUGCUGCAUCUUUCUCCUGUAUUUUCUGCUGGUGGUAUGGGCCCGACAAAAGGACAAGGCAGAUCUGUUGUUGGUUGGUGUCACUCCACUUCCAACUAAUGAUCCAAGGGAUCUAUAUGGUUACGAGGUUAUAGUCUUUACUGGUUUUGACAGUAGCGCGGGAACCACUGCAGAUGUUUCGAUAGUGCUGACUGGCACAUUUGAGCAGACACAGACCCGUCGGUUACUCGACCUGGAGCCAGCGCGAAGAAAAUUUCAACAGGGAAGCGUUGAUAACUUUCUAUUGACAGUCCCGCGACCGCUUGGAGAGAUACUGGGUAUUCGAAUAUGGCAUAACAACACCGGCCCUGAUCCUUCGUGGUUUCUCUCACGGGUGCUUGUGCGCGAUCUUCAGACUGACAAAGUGGUAUGGUUUGUUUGUGAUCGCUGGCUUGCGGUUGAAGAAGACGAUGGUCAGAUCGAUCGAACACUUCUUCCAGCUUCAAAGGAAGAGCUGGUGAGGUUUAGUUUUCUUUUUAGCUCCGAAGUUCGUAAUAAUCUCAGUGAUGGGCAUUUGUGGUACUCAGUGUUGUAUCGUCCUCUUGGAAGCUCAUUCACCUGCGUGCAGCGCCUCUCCUGCUGUCUGUCAAUCCUCACCUGCAGCAUGCUAGCAAACGCCAUGUUUUACAAGGACGGAGCAGAGGAAGAGUCAAAUGCUGAGGUUGAAGUCAAGAUUGGACCUAUUCGACUCUCAAUAAACCAAAUCGGGAUUGGGGUCAUGUCAAGCCUGGUAGUUCUUCCUGUGAACUUACUUAUCGUUAACAUUUUCAGAAAAGCUCGGCCGAAAGAUUUGCCCAUGCUAGGUACAAAACCGAGUAAUCACCAAAGCAAUGCGUGUGAAUACAGUGAUUUCGAUAGUGAAACCUGCAGAAGUUACGACCUAGUUGAGAAGAAGAAAGAAGAUGCCGAAAACAGCGAAACAAAGAAGGAAGAGAAAGGGGAAAAAGGAAAGAAAGUGUUCACUCUUCCUCAUUGUACAAUCUACAUUGCUUAUGGUUUGAUUUUCGUUGCUUCUGUUACCUCUGCCGUCUUCACAAUCUUUUAUUCUCUGACAUUUGGAGAGGCCAAGUCACAGAGAUGGGUGUCAAGUAUGAUGAUAUCUUUUUGGCAAGACGUAAUUAUUUCUCAGCCACUCAAAGUCAUCAUCGUAGCAGUGCUCUUCGCUCUCAUCAUCAAAGAUCCAGACAAGGCCAUUCAAGACGACGGAAAGGAAAGAAGGGAACUUGGGAGGGACGAAGAAUGGAUACAUGACUCCUAUGGCAAUCUGCAGAAUGGCUUCGACUUCCGAAAAUCUACUGAAAUUCCCAAGCCACCAGGCGAGGGACUUCUACAUAUCGCCAGACAGCGUCGCACAAAGCAGAAGCAGAUGAAAAUUAUCCUUCGUGAAAUUUUCCUCUACUUUGCGUUCAUUCUUGUCCUAAGUGUUGUAGCGUAUGGAAGCCGAGAUACUCAAGCGUAUGCCGUGACCAAAGCACUCACCGAUAUCUUCCCCGAAAGCAAGUACACCUCACUGCUUCCGUUUGAUCAGAGCAGUGAAGCAUCGAAAUUAUGGAACUGGAUCGAGAAUUCCUUCGUUCCCUCCUUACACCCCCAGUACUGGUAUGGUCCAUUUAUUAUCAAACAAGAAGAGCAAUUGUGGUCUGAAGAAAGGAUGACAUUCAAAACUGGACGCGGAGGAGGACGUAAAAUCAAGACAAUAGUAAAGGGCGGUGGGUCCUACGCAACUGACUAUGCCGAGUCUUUUGAAUCAUUGAAGAGUUUCCCCAAAACUGUCACCGCCGACCGAGGAAUGUUUUAUAUUGUGGGUGUGGCACGAUUACGUCAGCUGAGGGUGAAAAAAGAUGCCUGUACUAUCCCCUUACAUCUGCUCCACAUCAUCAAAACGUGCACUUCUUACUACUCAUGGGAAGACGAAGAAGAAGGCGCUUUUCAUCCUGGCUGGGAACCAAUGAAGGAAAGUGACGUGGAAAAACUUUCGAAUGAUCAUCAGUCUCCCUGGAUUUGGCAAAGCGCCCUAGCGCUGAAUGGAACACCAUUCUGGGGAAUUUUUGCAUCUUACUGGGGAGGUGGUUUUGUGUACAAUCUCGCUCCCACGCGCUUGACCGCGCUGAAGAAUAUACGAGAUUUGCACAUUGAUGAGUGGAUUGAUCGGUACACGCGCGCCGUCUUCGCUGAAUUCACGGUUUACAACGCGCACACUAAUUUCUUCGGUGUAGUAACUAUGCUAACCGAAAUUCUCCCCACUGGGGGAUAUUACCAUUACCCGAAAGUCCGUAGCAUCCGGCUUUACCGCUAUACUGGUCCAGAACAAAUGGUUAUCAUGGUUUUCGAGUUUAUCUUCUUCGUAUCCCUAUGCAUUUACAGUUACAACGAAGCCAAGCAGCUGUUUGUACUUGGAAAGAGUUACUUUAAAGACCCUUGGAACUAUGUUGAGAUAAUAGUCAUCGCCUCUUCAUUCUCCGCCAUUUUUCUGUACCUUGCAGAGUUGGGGUUUGCUAAACUGGCCGUGAAGCGAAUGCGAGCAAACCCUGAUACUUUCAUCAGCUUUGACUACAUUAUAUUCCUGGAUGAAGCUUACUUAGGAACAUUAGGCAUGGCAGUUUUCUGUUUCUUUCUCAAGUUUCUCAAACUUCUCCGAUUCAAUCGGCGACUAUCCACGUUGGCUCAGACGAUCAAGGUCAGCAGCAAACCAUUGCUAUCCUUCUUUGUUAUUUUUUUCCUUUUCUUUGUAGCUUACGUUCAGGUGGCGUUCCUUGUGUUUGGUCCAACAAAUGAGGAUUACGCUACGUUCGUUGUAGCAUCAGAGACUAUGCUGUCCAUGACCCUGGGAGGGUUCGAUUUCCUAGGGUUGCAGAACUCAAACCGACUCAUCGGACCCAUCUUUUUCAUCUCUUACAUGCUCUUCAUGUUUCUGAUCCUUGUCAAUGUUUUUUUGUCCAUUGUAAACGACGCCUUCGCUGAAGUGAGUAGUAACGUUGGAAACCAAACGAACGAUUACGAGGUACUUGAUUACAUCAUGUACUGCCUUAAAGAGCAGAUUGGCAGGCUGGCGAGUCCACCAUUCAAGCCGUUGUAUAAACCUACAUUGACAAAUUUUGAAAAGGCAGUGGCAGACGUUGAAGACUUCGCCGAGAGUAUCAUGUAUACGUUGGACAAUAUUAGCAUCGAGGAACAGCGACAGGCCAACUGGCUCGAGGUCGAAAAAAUAAGUGACAAGAAGAAAACGCUGUUCCGCUUUUUGCUGCACAUGGACGAAGACUUUGAUGAAGACGACAUUGCCGAUGCAAUCCCGCACAUGGCCAGAUUUAUGUCAAAAUACAGCCUGGAACAGCUACAGGAAAUCUAUCAGAGGAACCGUGAACAAGUCGUGUUAUCAAAAUUCCACCUGAGUUCCACUUCUUCUUUGGAAGACAGCUCUUACGAAGGACAAUAUGAAGACAUAGAUGGCUUUGACGAACAUGUCUUACGAAGCUGGAAAAGUUGUGGAGAACUUAGCCAAGCUGAUGUCGGGGUGCCGAACAGGUUUCGAUCUCUCGAAUCGAUAGCCGAGGAGAACGAACCGAUCCACGCCAACCACACUUACGACUCUUUGGCUGGCAGUGACGAACAAGGAAACUGUUCCAGAAGUUCUUUUGAUAUUGACGAUAAAAACCCAGUUGCAAUGAUUAAGUCAUCUUCCUUGAGUGAUAUUUAUAUCGAAAUAACGAGUAACACGCAUUCGUAAAGGCUUUGAGGUCCAAACUGAUGGACCACACUAACGGCCCUCGACAGCACCCCUCCCCUUCCCCGAAAAUAAAAUCAAACAGAAAGAAUGCAUGUUUUGAUCCAAACCAUGUUUGCCCGUCAAUCCUGUCCGGACAUUAUCGGUAUUCUAGCACUAAUCCAAUGUAAAAUAUGACUGAGAAUUAUACAUGAUAUAGUAGCAAAGCCGAUGUUUUGUUUGAUCAGUUUUAGAAGCAACACUUUUAAGCUAUAAAAUUCUUCACAA
Pocillopora verrucosa is the source of this 13065-nucleotide messenger RNA. Its product is annotated as polycystin-1-like. Gene Ontology annotation, cellular component: membrane. Gene Ontology annotation, molecular function: calcium channel activity; protein binding. Gene Ontology annotation, biological process: detection of mechanical stimulus. The record is from RefSeq and is a predicted model, not a curated record. Lineage: Eukaryota; Metazoa; Cnidaria; Anthozoa; Scleractinia; Pocilloporidae.